Messenger RNA from Brassica napus (rape), 1704 nucleotides. RefSeq lists its product as uncharacterized. The record is from RefSeq and is a predicted model, not a curated record. The transcript has a single exon. Lineage: Eukaryota; Viridiplantae; Streptophyta; Magnoliopsida; Brassicales; Brassicaceae. Bases 122 to 541 code for a protein of 139 amino acids.
AUCCACAUGUAUAUGUACAGUAUUACUCAUUUAGUCAUACACAACACAACAAUUAAUAACACUCACAUGGUCUCUUUCACGCCCUCGCCCUCCUCCCUCACUAUAUAUUUAUGUGUACUUCAUGUUAUUAGCUUGCACAAUCUUUCUAAAUACUCCAAAGGACAAAACUCACAAGGAUCAAUCAACGGCAAUAAUGGCGAGGAAUAAUCCAUACGUAUACACAAAGAUGGAGAAAGAAGAUCCCCAAGAGCUAAUUCACAGAAGAGCUCAAUUUCUAAUUCAGAAGGUUCUAGAACGGGCAGACAACAGGACAAGACAGCAGCACCAGAGGAAGAGAUCAUCUGGACCGUUGAUUAUAAUCAGAGUAGCUGGAAUAAGAAUGAGAAUCGGUAAGAAGCUAAGGAAGCUGAGGAAGAAUAAUAGUUGCCUUUGCAAAAAUCUUAUCUCUCGUUUCAUCAAAUCGUUUAAACGAUUCUUGUCGUCCUCGUCUUCUUCACGAACUAUCUCUGAUCUUCCUCCUCUAUUCUCUCUUCAAGUUUGAUGAUCUUGAACUGUUUUUUGUUUUAAUAUAUUCCUAUAUAAUAUACUUCGAUUCCCUUCAACUAAUAAAUACACGUAAAUCAUGUUAUCUGUCGCAUUAAUUUUUGAUUUGGAGAGAAAGAUACAUGGUUAAAAUAUCAGGAAGUGAUUUUAAAAUUUAAUUAGUUUUUUAUGUCUUUAUUAAAUGGUUUUAAAUAUCUUUUUUUAAAAAUAGUUGAUUUAGGCUGUGAUUAGGUUACAGUUGAUGAAAUGGUUAGGAAAAUCUAUUUUGGAGAAUAGGUGAUGGAUGUUGUUCAAAAAAAAAGAGAGAAUACGUGAUGGUUAAUUAAUAUGAAAAUGAUGACUUUAAGUGAAAUUAGCGUAACCAUAUAGAUAUUAUUUUAGUUAGGCCACAGUUGACUAUACAAUUAAAACUGAGGUAAAGCAAUUUAUCAAAGCAGAAGAACAAAGACAAAAACUGUUUUACGAUAUAUCGUUUUACUAUGGAGUUUAAAAGAAAAAUUCAAAAGUAAAGAUAUACCACUCACUAAGCAAAUCUUGUCCAACAUAUCAGCCCGCACUUUACUUGCAAUUAUACGACACAUGGGUCUUGACUCAUGAGUACCAAAAUAUCAUUAUUAUUCCCUUUUUAAUCUACUUGAAGCAAAACGUUCUUUUUUUUUUUUGUAAGAAUGUUAAUAUCAUAUUAACGAUGUUCAGAUUAUACAAAAAGCGUAAUCUAAAAACUACUCUACCUUGGCAAAAAUAAGGAAAAAACAAGAUAGAGCAACGAUAGCUAAUAAAGCCUACUAGUUAGAUAAUCCAACUUGACAAGAGAUUAUGAAAUUUCUUCCCAUCUUUCCUUUACCAUGAUUGUGUUCCUCACUUCUCUGUAGAUCAUUCUCGCAAUCACUGCAGGUCCAAUGAUGAUGUUGUUGUGAUAAACGUUGUUCCUCUGCUUCCACAAGUGGUAUAUCGUUGAUUGAACAGCCAACUUACAGAGAAGGAUAGAGCUUUGAAUAGCAGACGAUCUGAUCCAAGAUAGCAAUUCAUUCCAGUCAUGGAAAGCAUUUGUAGGUGGGUUAAGACGGAUUAAGACAAGCUGCCAAACUUCUCUGCAAAACGUUCUUUCAUAUUCAUUAUUUCAUAUACCAAAUUUUAUGAAUGAUAAGUUACGUUUGUUAA